AUGUCACCUCGAUAUGGUGGAGGACCCAGGCCGCACAUAAGAAUGGCAAGUCAGCCACCAGGUGGAGUUCCAGGAUCACAGCCCUUAUUACCAAACUCCAUGGACCCAACCCGACAAGAAGGACACCCUGGCAUGGGAGGACCCAUGCAAAGGAUGAAUCCCCCCCGACCGAUGGGCCCCAUGGGUCCUGGACCUCAGAAUUAUGGAAGCGGGAUGCGGCCUCCACCCAAUUCAUUAGGUCCCGGCAUGAAACAUUGUUUCAGGGGUCCAGGAACAGGCAGACCAUGGCCAAAUCCAAAUAAUGCAAAUUCAAUUCCAUACUCUUCGUCAUCACCUGGCACAUAUGUGGGGCCCCCAGGUGGUGGAGGACCUCCAGGAACACCGAUCAUGCCCAGUCCUGCAGAAUCGACAAAUUCAAGUGACAACAUUUACACCAUGAUGAAUCCAGGACCGCCCACAGGGAACCGGUCAAAUUUCCCAAUGGGACCUGGUUCUGAUGGGCCUAUGGGCGGAAUGGGUGGAAUGGAACCUCAUCAUAUGAACGGGUCAUUAGGGUCUGGAGACAUGGAUGGACUUCCCAAGAAUUCCCCAAACAACAUAAGUGGCAUUAGCAACCCUCCAGGCACACCUCGAGACGAUGGAGAGUUAGGAGGAAAUUUCCUUCAUUCCUUCCAGAAUGACAAUUACUCUCCCAGCAUGACUAUGAGCGUGUGA
Messenger RNA from Staurois parvus, 714 nucleotides. The record is from the annotation of a GenBank genome assembly. Lineage: Eukaryota; Metazoa; Chordata; Amphibia; Anura; Ranidae.